Didymella exigua CBS 183.55 is the source of this 2007-nucleotide messenger RNA. RefSeq lists its product as uncharacterized. Lineage: Eukaryota; Fungi; Ascomycota; Dothideomycetes; Pleosporales; Didymellaceae. The coding region runs from base 482 to 1642 and encodes 386 amino acids. Gene Ontology annotation, molecular function: metallopeptidase activity. The record is from RefSeq and is a predicted model, not a curated record. The transcript has a single exon.
CAGUGCUCCAUCAAGGCGAACAGGCAUGACUCGGGCCCUUAGCCUUGCGAAUUCCCGGGUCUGGCGUCUCGAAAGCUGUGCCGGGAGAUCUAGCAAGUGAUCAUGGACCCACAUGCCGGUCUGAGGACUGGUACGUCUGGAGAAGUGCGGCCGACCUCCCUCACAUCCUAGACUGCCCAGGCGCUGCAAUGCACCAACGUAUUCUCGCCCACUGUGACACGGCAACUCGGGUUCCCUCACGACACCAACAGUGUCCACGAACCUUCUUUCGUCAGCGCGCGCGUACCCUGAUAACCAUAAUAUCGACUCCCGGUGUUCUUCGAAUACGACCGAUUGCGCCAUAGUUCCCGUUUCGAGCGACCCAGCCUACUCGAUCUCGGUCUUAGUAGCAACAACCUUGUAUGGGCAACGCGUCUCUUCGACGGGACCGCCCUCUAAUUGCUCUUCGAAUUGAGCUUACGAGUCACUUGUCAGAGUGGUCAUGCUUACCCUUCGCGUCCUGUUAUCCCUACCGACAUUGCUCUCGAUUGCUCUUGUCGCCCACGUAAACGCCGCCGUUCCAGCCGAUGAUGGAGUCAUCGCUGAAGAGAAGGGUACAGCGAAGCCUGAGCUGGCUGCCGCCUUGACUGGAGGCGAAGGGUGUUCGUCAUCUGAUAUCGAGGACAUUCGAGUUGGCUUCGUAGAGAUGACCGAGCUGUUCCAAGCAGCCUUGCCGUACGAUCAGAACGGUCAACCUUCUAUCGAGCUCUUCGGCCGGCCCUUACGAAUCGCGAACUAUUCGUCGAUGAUCGAGUCGAAUCUUAAGCGCGCAGCGCAGUACGCCAAUCUGAGAGGAAGCGAGACAGUCAAUCCGGAUGUCCAUGUACGAUGCGACGAUCCGAACAACAUGUGUAAGACUGGGAAUAAGAGGGACGGAAACCACGUCGCAUACAACAUGGGGAAUCUUCCAAUGAUCAACUUCUGCAAGGACUACUUCAAAUUGGAUGGCCUGGAGGACAGGGUUGAUAAGAAGGCUGGUAACCAGAUGGAAAAGGAGAGGCUGCACGAGUACUACAACAGGGGGACACUAUGGGCCAGGAUGGUGAUGCACAUUGGUGGUGUGGGUGUUGCAGUUGUGGAGAAGGCUAUUCCAGCACAAGCGAACUCGGCAUCUGGCAGAGAGUGGGAGACAGUCGUCAGCGAAGGAGCAAUGAACACGACAGUCCUCGCGGGAGUACUGAACGACCGCCCAGAUGGUAACGCCCCAACGGACAUCCAGACACUGAAGUACACUUAUGGCGUAACACGGUCGAAGCUGCUGGCAGUCCUCUCGACACAGAUGCCCUACGAUGCUGCAAACAACGCCGAGAACUACGCGCUUUACGCACAAGCACGAUACAUUAUGCAGAAAAAGGGUUUCUACCCCAACGUUCCGGUCAUGGAUUUUCCGAACGAACUGUCUGUCCUCACCAAUGAACAGCUUCAGGAUGGCGAGAGAUGCAAGUACGCCUACUUUGACUCGUCAGAUGUGGUUGCGCCUCCGCCAAACAUGGAGCUCAAGGCGAAACCACUCCCUGGUGCUGCUUCGAAGCAGCAGCCGGCGUUGAUGAUCCUCGCGACUCUUGCUGUCGCAACCUCUAUUGCCAUGUCGUCGUUCGGAUGAGAUCCACACACAGAAGUAACGAUCUAAAGUAGAACAAACAUCCGCAAUCCGCCCUGUGCGGCAUCUCUGCGUCGCCGAAGCUAGUUGACAGCGUACGUACACCCGAGCGUCGAAGGCUUCAGCGCUCCGCUCUGGGCAACUCUCCGUGAGUGUUGCUAUACAGACUUUUCGUGCCACGACAUGAUGGAUUCCGGAGAUGAUGAGCUCUGUAUGGACAAAACGCCUCGGCGGCCAGUCAACAGCUGCAAAAGAGAGGAUCAGGGGUGGUGUGGUGGAUAGAUAAUAGAUCUUCAGCGAAGGUCGAUACCCACCACUGUGUACGUGCGAAGUACAGUACAGGAUAAUGAAUGAAUUAGUGGUUUACC